UGGUGGAUUCCUGAUUCGUAUGUACACGUGUGCGCAUUGAUUGAUAAGGGAUAAGAUACUAUCAGUAGCUGAAUAAUGCCGGAAGAUAAUAGCUAUUUUUUUGAGGGGGUCGAGAAGUUGCUGGAGAUAUGGUUUUCUGAGAGUGCAAACAAUAUAGAUGACCUACGAACUAUACCUCGCGAAGAAUGGGAAGGUUUACUAAGGCAUGUCAAUUGUGAAAUUAUCAGCUUCUCCCGGAAUACGUUAAUCGAUGCGUAUGUAUUAAGUGAGAGCAGUAUGUUUGUAUCAAAGAGGAGGCUGAUUUUAAAAACAUGCGGCACAACGACUCCGCUGCAGUGCUUGGAGCCAUUUCUAAAGAUUGCAAAGCAGUACGGAUUUACAGAAAUAUGUGACUUGUUCUAUUCGCGAAAGAACUUUACUAAGCCCGAGGUUCAGUUGUCGCCACAUAGAGGCUUCUGCGAGGAAGUAACCUACUUGGACUCAAUCUUUCCAGAGGGAAGGUCUUACUGUUUGGGUUCAAUUAAUCAAGAAUGCUGGUAUCUCUACACUUUUAGCAAGUCUGAAGCUAUCAAUAUAAAGGAAGGUCCGGAAAAAGCAGAUCCCGACCAAACUAUUGAAAUUCUGAUGCAGAAUCUUGAUCCCAACAAGAUGACCAUUUUUACCAAAGAUAAGUUUUCGGAAGCCCAUGAAGCCACUUCAAACUCUGGAAUCGAUCAAAUAUUGCCAGAUAUGGAUAUUGACGAUUUUCUGUUUGAGCCUUGCGGUUAUUCGAUGAAUGGAAUCAAUAAAAAGGGCGAGUACAUGACUAUACACAUAACACCAGAGAAAAAGUUCUCCUACGUAAGCUUUGAGAGCAACGUGGCACUGGACAACUAUACGAAUCUUAUAAAUAAAGUUAUCAAGACAUUCCAACCCGCAAAAUUCAUUGUGUCGAUAUUCGCAAACAAAUCAUCCUUGGCGUAUGAAACUAUGAAGGAUCUGGAGAUCGAAUAUUCAAAGACGUCGUCGUGGAAUCGCACAAAUAUGCAGUGCUGCAAUUUUCCAUCCUAUAAUCUCCUGUUUGCUCAAUAUUCCCUAAAAUAGCUUAACUCUUGUUCACAUGUACACAUAAAAUAAAAAUAGAUAAAAUAAACUAUGUAUAUCAAA
Molecule: messenger RNA, 1146 nt
Organism: Scaptodrosophila lebanonensis
Lineage: Eukaryota; Metazoa; Arthropoda; Insecta; Diptera; Drosophilidae
Gene: SamDC
Product: S-adenosylmethionine decarboxylase proenzyme
Exons: 1
Coding region: 76-1083 (335 amino acids)
Biological process (GO): spermidine biosynthetic process; spermine biosynthetic process
Cellular component (GO): cytosol
Molecular function (GO): adenosylmethionine decarboxylase activity
Source: RefSeq, a predicted model, not a curated record